CCUCCGGCUCUGUUUCAGACAUGUCUGAUGUUGAAGAGUUGUGGCUCAGCCUACCGGGUGGGGCAUAUACGUUUCCCCGGCCGUAUAUCCACACUACAAUCCUCUCUAACGAUGAGAGUAUGCACGAGGUCAAAAUGGAUGUUCUUGACGUUGCAAGAUCAUGGCUCAACUCUUGCAUUGAAUCGCACCGUAGGUGCAAACACGAUAGACCGCCGAAGUUGCCUACUAGGCUUUUAUCGAUCGCUGGUGAACCACCAAAACUGGUCCUUACAAAGGGCUGGGAAGAUCGGCCUCAAUACAGCACUCUAAGUCAUUGUUGGGGCCAAGAGCCUUUUCUCAAAAUGACCGCGUGUAGUUAUCAGCAAUUCAUGCGGGGUAUCCCGAUGGGAGACCUACCAAAAACAUUUCAGGACGCCAUUCACAUCUCCAGAAGUCUUCAUGUUGAAUACAUCUGGAUCGACUCCCUGUGUAUCAUUCAAGACGAUCCCCAGGAUUGGGGACGUGAAGCAAGCUCUAUGGGUGCCGUAUACGGUGGCUCUCAUAUCAAUAUUGCCGCUACCAGCUCCAAAAACCCCCACGGGGGCCUAUUCACGCAGCCAAAAGAGUACAUUGACGGACUAAGAACCCACGUCGUUGUAUCUGGUCAAAGUGUACCUCGAGAAUUUCGAGAUUUUGAUCUAUAUAGCCACCAUGUUACUGGUUCACAUCUAGCAACCCGUGCAUGGACGCUACAGGAAAAGCUCUUGCCACCUCGAACCCUGCAUAUUGGAGACCGUGGAGCCUUUUGGGAAUGCGAAUCUCGAACCGCGAGUCAAUGCCUACCAUAUGCUUACCCAUCCCCUGAAAUCAGUGAGAAUUCACGCCUGAAAGGUCUUGCCUCUAAGCACACUGAUUUGGUGUCCGCCUGGAGCUCGAUUGUGAAGAUUUACUCGGCAGCGAAUCUGACAUUUACGAAAGACAAACUUCCCGCUCUAUCGGGUAUUGCCAGAUGGUUCCAUGACAAGUGUGGAGACGAAUAUCUUGUAGGACUCUGGAGAAAUUCCGAGAUAGCAUAUCAGCUGUGUUGGCAGGCGCAGGACCCAGGGAGUCGCUCUGAACGUUUACCAAGCUGGUCUUGGACCUCUGUUGACGGCCCAGUUGACUAUCCCGACUAUUACUACCCAGACUCGGGCAUUUUCCGCACUUUUGUCUCCGGGGUAGACUUGAAGUUUGCAACAGAUGACAUCUUUGGAGAUGGUACUGAAGGAGCGCUCCGGAUUAAUUGUCUUGGUCUUUUGGCUGGGAAACUUCCCGGACAAAAUAUCGCAAGCGUCGAAAUCGAUAUCUGCGAAAAGUGGGGCUUGUUAGUCCAUCAUGACUUCUGGGGCGAGCAAUCUGAGGAUAAGGAGCAAACGGUUUUCCUUUUACCGAUGCGAUAUUUCUCUAUCAAUAUCAGAUAUAAAGACCAAACAGAGUGGGUUAAGGUACCCAAGAUAGUUGGUAUAGUUCUGCGAAGUCUCGCGGGACAGAAGAGAUUAGAGCGAAUCGGAUAUUUUCAAUUAACAUCGACCAUUAAGAAUGAAGGAGAAAAAGACGAUCGGUUUCAGUCAUUCUUGGAUACAUACAAGAAAGAAGGACAUCUAGCUGCUGCCGAAGUGUGCGAGGGUUCUUUUGAGGAUAGCGAGUAUCCGAACGAGGAGCAUCCGCAUCCUUGGUAUACGUUACAUAUCGUUUGA
This is a messenger RNA of Periconia digitata, 1715 nucleotides long. Lineage: Eukaryota; Fungi; Ascomycota; Dothideomycetes; Pleosporales; Periconiaceae. The record is from the annotation of a GenBank genome assembly.